GGAAAGGGACACUACGCUAGGGAUUGCCCGAACAAGCGUGUGAUGGUCCUAAGGCCGAUGACGAUCCCUCAGUGCCCUCUUUUGAUCCUGAAACCGUGCAAAGAGAAAACAUCUUCCACACAAGAUGUACUGUGGAACAAAAAGGUAUGUAGCCUAAUCAUUGAUGGUGGUUCUUGUACUAAUGUUGCUAGCAAGUAUCUUGUUGAAAAGCUAGGUUUGGUCAAGACGCCCCAUCCUAGGCCAUAUAGGCUCAAGUGGCUUAAUGAUGAGACCGAGCUUAAAAUAGCCGAACAAGUUGUUGUGCCUUUUAGUAUUGGUAAGUACCACGACCAGGUGAAGUGUGAUGUAGUCCCCAUGCAAGCCGGACAUAUUCUCUUAGGGAGGCCGUGGCAGUUUGACAAAGAGACCAUCCAUCAUGGCCGGACCAACAUCUACAGCUUCAACCACAACAACAAGAAGCAUAGCCUAGCACCACUCAGUCCACAAGAUGUGCAUGAAAUGCAAAAGGCAAUGGACCAGUCCAGCAAGAUUGACCUUAGGAGUGGAUACCACCAAGUUCGAAUGAAGGAAGGUGAUGAGUGGAAAACCGCCUUCAAAACGAACAAGGGACUGAAGGUCGAUGAGGAGAAGAUCAAGGCGAUACAAGAUUGGCCCACCCCGACCACGAUUGGACAUGUCCGCAGUUUCCAUGUCCUUACUCUGCCUAACUUCGAUAAAACUUUUGAGAUUGAGUGUGAUGCUUCAGAUCAUGAGACCCUUAAACACUUGAGAGGCCAAACCACACUCAAGAAGAGGCAUGCUAGGUGGUUAGAAUUCGUGGAGACAUUUCCCUAUGUCAUCAAGUAUAAGAAGGGAAAGGACAACGUAGUGGCCGACGCCCUCUCCAGGCGCCACACUCUCAUUACUACCAUGGAGGCUAAGAUUUUGGGUUUUGAACAUAUUAAACUUGCUUAUGCUACUGACCCUGAUUUUUCAGAACUUUAUGCUAGUACCACCCGAGGAGUAGUAGGUCCAUUCUACCAGCAUGAUGGGUUCCUAUUCAAGGAAAAGAGGCUUUGCAUUCCUCAAGGAACCAUGCGAGAUUUACUAACCCGGGAAGCACAUAGUGGCGGCAUGAUGGGUCACUUUGGCAGGACCAAGACCUUAGAUGUUCUCACUGAACACUUCUACUGGCCGAGAAUGAGACGCUAUGUCGAGAACCUUUGCACCAAAUGCACUGUCUGCAUAAAGACUAACCAAACCGCCAACUUGUUCUUCAAGGAAGUGGUACGAUUACAUGGAGUGCCCAGAACCAUUGUGUCCGACCGUGAUACCAAGUUCCUUAGCCAUUUCUGGCGGACACUGUGGAAGAAACUUGGUACUAAACUUCUUUUCUCCACCACCUGCCACCCACAAACAGAUGGUCAAACCGAGGUAGUAAACCGUACUCUCUCUCAACUGUUGAGAGCUACGGUGGGUAAGAAUUUGAGGAAUUGGUUAAGUUGCUUGCCUUUUAUUGAAUUUGCUUAUAACCAUGCCAAGCAUUCUAUUACUAACCAAUCCCCUUUUGAGGUUGUCUAUGGCUUUAACCCAGAGAUUCCGUUGGACUUCAAGCCAUUGCCACCGGACAUGCAAGUUAGUCAAAGUGGUGUGGACAGGGCUGAAUUCGUCAAGAGCAUGCACCAGCAGGUUCAGAAGACACUUGAGACCAAGGCUGAGAGGAACCGGGUCAAGCUCAACAAAAAUCGCAAGGAGGUCCUAUUCAAGCCGGGUGACUGGGUAUGGCUCCACAUGCGACCAGAACGGUUCCCUGCAGAAAGGAAGUCCAAGCUGGCGCCUAGGGGAGAUGGCCCUUUCCGAGUGUUGGAGAAGAUCAACGACAAUGCUUACAAGCUAGAGCUUCCAGGUGAGUUCAAGGUUUCCCCAACGUUCAAUGUUGCUGAUUUAGCCCCUUAUCUUGCAGAUGAAGAAGAAGUUCUGAGGACAGAACCUACUCAAGGGGGAGGGGAUGUUGUGGUCACUCAAGCUGAGGUUCCCCUAGUGCAUAAGGGUCCGACUACAAGAUCAGGUUCAGCAAGGUUAAGGAAUGGUUUCACCAAGGCGGUUCAAGAACUGAUUGAUCAAGGUCUCAAACAGCUAUUGAUUCAAGAGAUGUCUGGUUUGAAGAUUGAAGACCCAACCGGCUCCAUAGAAGUUCAAGAUCAGCCCGGUCCAAUUCAGUUCUCUUCCAUCGUCCAUAACCGAACCGGCCUCAUCAUCUCCACAUUCAAUCUCGGUUCAGAAUCAACUCUCAAUCCAUCCAACCAGCCUAUUUCCGGUUAA
Molecule: messenger RNA, 2301 nt
Organism: Raphanus sativus (radish)
Lineage: Eukaryota; Viridiplantae; Streptophyta; Magnoliopsida; Brassicales; Brassicaceae
Exons: 7
Biological process (GO): DNA integration
Molecular function (GO): nucleic acid binding
Source: RefSeq, a predicted model, not a curated record